This is a messenger RNA of Diospyros lotus (date-plum), 1111 nucleotides long. RefSeq names its product protein SRC2-like. Gene Ontology annotation, biological process: defense response. The record is from RefSeq and is a predicted model, not a curated record. The transcript has a single exon. The coding region runs from base 17 to 853 and encodes 278 amino acids. NCBI's taxonomy places the organism in Eukaryota, Viridiplantae, Streptophyta, Magnoliopsida, Ericales, Ebenaceae.
UAAUCGUCGGCCUAAAAUGGCGUACAGACCUUUGGAGAUUACAGUUCUCUCGGCCAAAGGUCUCAAAGACGUCGGCCACUUCUCCAAGAUGGACGUCUAUGUCGCCGUCCGCAUCUCUGGCGAUCCUCGCAGCGAACACGUCACGCCGGUCGACCAGGACGGCGGGUCCGACCCCUCCUGGAACUACACCGUGAACUUCGCCGUCGACGAGGCCCGCGUUCAGACAAAUAGUCUGAGUCUCGUCUUCAAGCUCCGCCACGAGCGGAAGCUCCUCGGAGACAAGGACGUUGGAGAAAUCCACGUGCCCGUCAAGGAGCUCUUUGACAAUGCCGGCAACGCCAAGUCGCCGGUCUUGGCUGAGUACCACGUCAGAAUGGCCUCCGGCAAGGCCAGAGGGAAACUCAGGUUUUCUUACAUGUUUGGAGCAGUUUAUAAGAACGAAGCAUAUGUUAAUUACACCCACACGCCGCAUAAUUCAUAUUCGCCGGAGAUAUACCCGCCGCCGCCUGUGGCCGGACCUUACCCGCCGCCACCUCUACCGCACACCGCACCCACUGCUUACCCGCCACCUCCGCCUGUGGGAUACCCUCCUCUGCCAACGGAACCGGUGGGCUAUGGAUAUCCAGCAUACAGCGGGCACCCGCCGCCGGCGGGGUACCCAUCGAUGUGGCCGGGAUAUGGGUAUACGGCGCCGCAGCAACAGCAACCGAAGAGGAAAAAGUCCGGGCUAGGAUUGGGAACGGGUUUAGUAGGGGGUCUGAUCGGCGGGAUGUUGAUCGGAGACAUGAUGUCUGAUUCUUCUGGUUACGAGGCAGGAUAUGAUGCCGGAUUCGAUGAUGCCGAUGGUUUCUAGUUUUCCGGUGAUCCAUUCACUAUUAAUUGGUUUGAAUUUCUUUGUUUCCAUUUCUUGUAUCUCUGGCGUUUGUAAUAUCUGUGGCUUGUGUAUGCAUGGUUGCAAGUUGAUACGCAGCAACAUGCAACAUGCACGGUUAACUUAAAGUUGAUCGGAGAAUGAAAAUCUCUUUUUUUUUUUUUUUGCUUGCAACUACGACUGUAUCAUUUUAUUAUUAUAUAUUUAUAGUUUCAGUUUAUUUUAAUUACAUUCACUCAA